This is a messenger RNA of Penicillium verhagenii, 720 nucleotides long. RefSeq names its product clathrin light chain CLC1. Gene Ontology annotation, cellular component: clathrin coat of coated pit; clathrin coat of trans-Golgi network vesicle; plasma membrane. The transcript is spliced from 4 exons. The record is from RefSeq and is a predicted model, not a curated record. Gene Ontology annotation, biological process: intracellular protein transport; clathrin coat assembly; clathrin-dependent endocytosis. Gene Ontology annotation, molecular function: structural molecule activity; clathrin heavy chain binding. Bases 1 to 720 code for a protein of 239 amino acids. Lineage: Eukaryota; Fungi; Ascomycota; Eurotiomycetes; Eurotiales; Aspergillaceae.
AUGGCAGAGCAAACAGACGAACUCUCCCACAGCUUCCCCAUCCUCUCCGAUGCCCCGAUCGGAGCUGGUGAGACCGACAAUAGCGAUGGUCUUACUUGGGAGCAGCGUGAAGCCCAAACUGGACUUGCAGACGAAUUUUCGGGACAGGUCCCAGCCAACGAGGAUGCGGGCGACGACGACCUUCUAGGUGGUGGUAGCGACACUGUGCAGGGCAUCGAACAAUUCAAGGACUCAUACCCCGACAUGGCCUCAUAUGACCAGAAUCAGAGAGUCGCCCCUGGCGGUACAAUCACCGGCACCGGAUCCCCCUUCCCUCCUACCGGCUACCAAAGCCCUCCCCAACCCGAAGAUGAAGGCGAUGCUGUUCGUGAAUGGCGUGAGAAGCGCGACUCUGAGAUUGCCCGCCGCGCAGAGGUCUCAGCCGAAAAGAAGGAAACCACCGUCAAGAAGGCUCGCGAGAACAUUGAUGACUUCUACGUCUCCUACAACAACAAGGCCGAAAAGCACCGUGCUCAGACCAAGGCCGAGGCCGAACAGUUCAAGGAGAACCGUGAAGACACCUCCGCUGGUGGCACUAGCUGGGAGCGCAUUGCUAAGCUGGUUGAUGUGUCCGGAAAGGGCAACACUGGUGGUGCCAGUGGCUCUGGCAAGGAGCGUUUCCGUGAGCUGUUGAUCGACUUGCGCAAAGACCAGGAGGCUCCGGGCGCCAGCGGGAUCUAG